This is a messenger RNA of Auanema sp. JU1783, 278 nucleotides long. Lineage: Eukaryota; Metazoa; Nematoda; Chromadorea; Rhabditida; Rhabditidae. The record is from the annotation of a GenBank genome assembly.
AUGAUGCAAACUGCUGACUCAAGUUCUGAAUUUUCAAUCCCUGCAUUACCUCUAUCUCUAAUGCAUACGUUCAAAAGCGAAUCAUGUUCUACAUUGGAACAAGAAACGAGAAACUUCCGAGGUUUCGGAGAGGAAUAUCAGCCUAUGAUCGAUAAUGAAGAUCGUUUUACCAUCUAUCUUGAUACUUCCUAUUUCAAACCAGAGGAACUUGUUGUGAAAAUUGAUGGUCCAUUCCUCUGUCUUGAAGCUGUUCAAGAGUCCAGCAACGAUGUGAACGU